UUCUCGCGAUAUGUAAACUCAGACCUUUCUCUUUUCCACGCAAUCGACAGCCAUCGUCUCGUGUUGUCACGGGGACUUAAGGGGCGCGUCAGCCGCCCUACUAGGGCGUGUACUUAUCAAUCGCUCGCUUGCCCUUACCCUCCGUUCGGUACCGACUGACCGCCGCGGCCGCACUCAAGAACGACAACGAAAGCCGGAAGUCCCGACGAUCGGCUACCGCCGCGGCCGCACUCGAAUCGCAGAAAUGAGCGGAGGCUUCCUGAGAAGUGGUGGCCGGAGAGCACACGGCCUCCUCCUCCGCCAGCUUCGACCUUCCCCGUUGUGCGGUGAGCUCUCCAAGUCCUCGUCGGCGCCUGUCAGAGCCUACAACCGCUCCCACCUCCUCUCCUCCAAGUUCAAGCAGACCUCGACGGGGCACUCCCCCGCCUCGCCUUCCCUGUACUCCCCUUCCUUGUCCCCCGCAACCGCCGCCGUAUCUUCUUCUUCUUCGAUCCGGAAUGGGUUCGUGAGUUGGUACCUCGGCAUGAUCGAAGCCCGCCCUAUCCUAACUAAAAGCCUCACCGCGGGGGCUAUCUUCACCGCCGCGGAUAUCUCUUCUCAGCAGAUAAUCACACUCUCGUCCUCUGACAGUCUAGAUCUCAUAAGAACACUGCGAAUGGCUGGUUAUGGGAUGUUCAUUUCAGGACCAUCUUUGCAUUUCUGGUUCAAUUUUGUUUCCAGAGUUCUACCAAAACGAGAUGUUCUUACUACUUUCAAGAAGAUGGCUCUUGGACAAGCAAUCUAUGGGCCUAUAAUGACUGGAGUUUUUUUCUCGCUAAAUGCAGGAUUACAAGGUGAAACUGGUGCUGAAAUCUUUGCCAGGCUAAAAAGAGAUUUGAUUCCUACUCUUAAGAGUGGGGUUGUGUACUGGCCUAUAUGUGACUUCAUUACCUUUAAAUUCAUCCCUGUUCGUCUGCAGCCCUUGGUGAGCAAUUCAUUCUCAUUUCUUUGGACCAUCUAUAUCACAUACAUGGCAAGCUUGGAGAAGGCAGACGUGGAAAAGAUAUCGACUGACUAGAUUGUCUUCAUAUCUCAGCCUUAUCAUUCGGAUCCUUCCAAAUUUUGUAUGGCAUGAAGAUACUCGAUGCAUUCUGAAAAAUGAGUGCAAGUCAUAGAAUUAAAGAACCUAAGUCUUGGCUAGUAUCAAGCAUUAUAGAACAUCGUCAAUCUACGAAAGAUUAUCAUGACCAAGAUUUCAUUGUCAAACUCUUGCAUUACAUUUUUUCUAUUAGUAAGUUUUCUAAAUCA
Messenger RNA from Musa acuminata subsp. malaccensis (wild Malaysian banana), 1287 nucleotides. RefSeq names its product protein SYM1. The record is from RefSeq and is a predicted model, not a curated record. Gene Ontology annotation, cellular component: membrane; cytoplasm. NCBI's taxonomy places the organism in Eukaryota, Viridiplantae, Streptophyta, Magnoliopsida, Zingiberales, Musaceae.